Molecule: messenger RNA, 885 nt
Organism: Thelazia callipaeda (thelaziosis nematode)
Lineage: Eukaryota; Metazoa; Nematoda; Chromadorea; Rhabditida; Thelaziidae
Source: the annotation of a GenBank genome assembly
AUGAAUUCUGCUGAUGAUCAUUUAGAAGAAAGAGGUAGCGAUGAAUGCCAACGAAAAACAAGUACUAAUAACGAACGAGAUAAUCGGAUUUGGACUUUGAAUGAUUUUGAAGUAGGUAGACCGCUUGGACGUGGUAAAUUUGGUAAUGUUUAUUUGGCGCGUGAAAUUGAAUCAAAAUUUGUUGUUGCACUCAAAGUUGUAUUCAAAGAACAAUUGGCGCCUAACAAUUUGAAACGUCAGCUACGACGAGAAAUUGAGAUUCAAUAUCACUUAAGGCAUCCAAAUAUUCUUCGUUUGUAUGGAUAUUUCCACGAUAAAGAGCGUGUCUAUAUGGUUCUGGAGUUUGCACCAAGAGGGAAUCUUUUCCAGCUUCUUCGCAAAAUGGAAAGGUUUCCACCAGAAUUGGCUGCAAAAUACAUGUAUCAGUUAGCAUCGGCUAUGGAUUACUGCCAACAGAAAAAAGUUCUUCAUCGAGAUCUGAAACCAGAAAAUGUUUUGAUUAGUCUAAAUGGGGAUUUGAAGAUUUCAGAUUUUGGUUGGUCAGUUCAUGGGCCAUCAUCGAAGAGGACCACACUUUGCGGAACCUUGGAUUAUUUGGCACCAGAGAUGGUUCCAAAUGGCACUCAUGAUAACAUGGUAGAUAAUUGGUCUCUCGGUGUUAUGUUGUAUGAAUUUCUUGUUGGAAAGCCAGCAUUUGAAGCAUAUUCUUAUCAUGAUACUUUUGAAAAUAUUCACAAAUGCAGAUAUACGUUGCCAGUGGAUAUGCCGAAGGGUGCGAAGGAUUUGAUAAGAAAAGUUUAUCCAAAGAAGCGUUUGCCGCUGAAGGAUGUGCUCACUCACCCUUGGAUACAAGAUAUGAUUGCAAAAAGUAGUACUGGUGCAUAG